AUGUCCUCCUUUGUGAAAGUCACUCAGCUCCCACAGUACACCGCGGCACCGGCAGCUCACCAUCAGUCUCCCGUACCUGCUGGACUCAUUUUAGUCAUCCGUCUGAGGGAAAGGCAGUUCUUCCCCGUCUGCGGGGGCCUGUUCAGUCCCGAUCGCACGUGGUCUGGUCCAGAAGUGAAAAAGCCGCCUCAAAGUGCUGAUGCUGUGCAGUAG
Molecule: messenger RNA, 213 nt
Organism: Knipowitschia caucasica
Lineage: Eukaryota; Metazoa; Chordata; Actinopteri; Gobiiformes; Gobiidae
Source: the annotation of a GenBank genome assembly